Epinephelus lanceolatus (giant grouper) is the source of this 2822-nucleotide messenger RNA. Its product is annotated as mothers against decapentaplegic homolog 4-like. Gene Ontology annotation, molecular function: RNA polymerase II cis-regulatory region sequence-specific DNA binding; DNA-binding transcription factor activity, RNA polymerase II-specific; I-SMAD binding. Gene Ontology annotation, cellular component: heteromeric SMAD protein complex. The record is from RefSeq and is a predicted model, not a curated record. Lineage: Eukaryota; Metazoa; Chordata; Actinopteri; Perciformes; Serranidae. Gene Ontology annotation, biological process: regulation of transcription by RNA polymerase II; BMP signaling pathway; anatomical structure morphogenesis.
UGAAGGAAAUAGUGUGAGAAGUGCGUGAAGUGGGUCGGGACUUGACACGAAAUCUGAGAUUUGACUUGAUCCGCGCUCUACUUUGAAGGAUGUAACGCUGCAGCCUGCAAACCCUGUUUUUGUGAGCAGCUGGUGAAAUUUAUGAAGAUAACCCAGACAGGAUCUGCACAGCCCACCGCUGUUCCCGUCGGCACGGUAACUUCGGACAGAGGCAGGGCUCUCCUGCUAGCUGCCACACCAGCUAACUCCAGAUCUCUUCACCCCUCCUCCUGAUGCUGAGAGGUCUGCGGUCCCACAUCUGUCCCAUCUGCAGCUGAACAGCUGUGAAGAUCGUCUCUGCUCCGGCCUCCUGAUUCAGUGAAACCGUGUCAACUACAUAAUAUCCUCAGAAGGCUUAGUGAGAGAUAAGUCAAGAUGUCCAUCACAAACACACCCACCAGCAACGAUGCCUGCCUGAGCAUUGUGCACAGCCUGAUGUGUCACAGACAGGGUGGUGAGAGCGAGACGUUCGCCAAGAGGGCCAUCGAGAGCCUGGUGAAAAAGCUGAAGGAGAAAAAAGACGAGCUCGACUCCCUCAUCACGGCUAUCACCACCAACGGGGCCCAUCCCAGCAAGUGUGUGACCAUUCAGAGGACGCUGGAUGGACGGCUGCAGGUGGCUGGACGUAAAGGCUUCCCCCAUGUAAUCUACGCCCGGCUGUGGCGGUGGCCUGACCUGCAUAAGAAUGAACUGAAACAUGUCAAAUACUGCCAGUUUGCCUUCGACCUCAAGUGUGACAACGUGUGUGUCAACCCCUAUCACUAUGAGAGAGUGGUGUCUCCUGGCAUAGACUUAUCAGGACUGACGCUGACCCCCUCUGGACCCAGCUCUGCGCUGAUGGUUAAGGAUGAGUAUGAUUUCGACGGACCACAGAGCCUACCCUCCAUCGACGGAGGGCACUCCAUCCAGACCAUCCAGCACCCCCCAUCCACCGGCCGUCCGGCCCCCUCUGAAUCAUUUGCAACCCCGAACCUGCUCCCGCCUGCGGAGGCCUCCACCUCUGGUUCAUCAUCAUCCUUCCCUGCCAUCGCUGCUGGAUCAGGCAGUGCCAGCUCAACCUGGUCCAGGAACAGCAGCUUCACCCCCAACAUACCCCACCACACCAACGGUCAUCUACAGCACCACCCUCCUAUGCCACAUCCAACACACUACUGGCCGGUGCAUAAUGAGCUCGCCUUCCAGCCUCCUAUAUCCAAUCAUCCAGCUCCUGACUACUGGUGCUCCAUUGCCUAUUUUGAGAUGGACGUUCAAGUCGGGGAGACGUUCAAGGUGCCCUCUUCUUGCCCCAUUGUGACAGUGGACGGCUAUGUCGACCCCUCAGGAGGAGACCGCUUCUGUUUAGGCCAGCUCAGCAAUGUACAUCGCACUGAGGCUAUCGAGAGAGCAAGGCUUCACAUCGGUAAAGGGGUUCAGCUGGAAUGUAAGGGUGAGGGAGACGUGUGGGUGCGAUGCCUCAGUGACCACGCCGUGUUUGUUCAGAGUUACUACCUGGACCGAGAGGCGGGUCGAGCCCCUGGAGACGCUGUUCACAAAAUCUACCCCAGUGCUUACAUCAAGGUGUUUGACCUCCGUCAGUGCCACAGACAGAUGCAACAGCAGGCAGCUACAGCUCAAGCAGCAGCUGCAGCCCAGGCAGCCGCUGUGGCCGGAAACAUACCCGGACCUGGAUCAGUUGGAGGGAUAGCUCCAGCCAUUAGUCUGUCAGCGGCAGCCGGUAUCGGGGUAGAUGACCUCCGGAGGCUGUGUAUUCUCAGGAUGAGUUUUGUUAAGGGCUGGGGGCCCGACUACCCGCGCCAGAGCAUCAAGGAGACCCCCUGCUGGAUCGAGAUCCACCUGCACAGAGCUCUACAGUUACUGGACGAGGUUCUGCACACUAUGCCUAUAGCGGACCCGCAGCCUCUGGACUGAGACCUGCGGCAUCGCACUGCGACUCAUACAGUGGCAAUUGAAAGUCUUCCUCAGUGAACUGUUUUGGGUGGAGGAGCCAGUGGAACAGGUGUGACACUGAAGCUCACCCACAUGAAAAAGUACUUUCAGGUGUUUGAGGCACCUUUUUGCACUGUGGCCCCGACUCUUACUUCUUGAAGCAGGAGUGACACUAAAAUGAACCAAAGCCAUAUAUUAAAGAUAUGUGUGUCAUAUUUUUGAUAGAUGGCUUUGAUAUCUGAUGACUGGAAUGAUGAACUAUAGGACUAGGAAAGGCAUCACAAAUAACUACAGUUACAAAGCACCACGUUGUGCUCAUUGAUGACCUGCGGAUCCCAUGAAACUGGAAUGUACAGCGAUUACUCAGAGUCCACAACCGCCAACUACUGACAGAUAUUAGAGUCACUGAACAAUAACCGAACAUCUGAGAGCUGCGCUGCUGUGAGAUGGAUCAUAUCCAGUGUCUGGGCACCGCAGCACUGCUCAAAGAUCACCGCUCGACAUUACGCUGCCUCUUAGAUACUGAACAGGGCUGAGGACCACCCAGCUUGGAUCAGGUCAUACGAGACACUCACAACCAUCCACAGAUAUCACAGAGAAUGACAUGCACCAUCCCUAAAGCCGACCCCUAACCUCUGAACUGAAACAAGGUCAAGGAUUCUUCUAGGUCAGGUAUUGUCAAAGUAUGGGUUUGGACCUUAAAAACUGGUUGUGGGCUUGGUGUGCCCCCACCAUACAUGUUUCUAUUUUCCCUCUCACCUGUAGUGCUGUUUAUCAGCCUUGAUUGUUUUGGUGUGAGUUGCAGAGUGUUGGAGAUAUCGGCCGUUUUUUUUUUUUUGUUUGUUUUUUUUGUUAGA